AUGGUAAGGCCGCCUGGGCCUUUGCGCUUGUAUCGUUCUGUGAGAGCUGCAGGGGAAGUCCCCGGUCUUCCGGCAAAACUCAAGGCAGCAAUUCAGACGCCACGGCUGCGCGGGAUGCAUUCCAGGCCUGGCACUAGCAAUACAACCUGUGGCUCUGAGUGUAGUAGCCCGGUGGGCUCGAGUGCUUCCCAUGGCAUCUCCAGACCUUUAAGGGAGAGGGCUCCCAGCCCUACCACGUCGCCAACAUUUUGGAGGAGGAGAGUACUGGCCGAGGAACAGAACGAGGUGCCAAGUAUCUCCAGCCGCUCUCGCAGGUCAAAGAGUUCAGAGGUCAGAAGUGCGAUCUUGCCUACCUGGAAGCGCUGGAGAGCACCACCACUGCAGUCCUCAGAGCCACCCAGAACAUCCCUGAAGGGCCUUGACGACACGGAGGUUGUGAUGUACACCAGGGCCCAGAUGGGCCCAGGAUACUUGCCACACGAGGAGGAGGAUGAGGAGGAGGAGGAUGAGGAGGAUGAGGAGGAUGAGGAGGAUGAGGAGGAUGAGGAGGAUGAGGAUGAGGAGGAUGAGGAGGAUGAGGAUGAGGAGGAUGAGGAGGAUGAGGAUGAGGAGGAUGAGGAGGAUGAGGAGGAUGAGGAGGAUGAUGAGGUAUUGGCAGCUCCUGACUGGAGUGAAGCUGACACAACAGCAACUUGUCAGUCUCAUCGACUCAACACCCGGGGUCUAUUUGGACCCACCAGGCUGCAAAAGGAUGAACUUCCGCGCUGUUCUAGAAGAGCCACCGCAGAACUUUCGCGGCUUUAUCCAGGAACAAGAAGAAGGAAAUCCGAAGGAUCUGGAGUAUCCAAUGCUCAGGACCUUGUUACUCCAGAGGUUUGGGAGGACAUCCGGGGUCUUCUCGCUCAAGGAGGGUGGCCUAAGAUCACAGAUCCAGGAUACAGGAACGUGUCCCUGGCAGCCUGGCUACAAGAUCAGACAGAAGGUCUCAGUGGCGUUACUUUCGGGCGCUUGCUUCAAGUCACUAUCGUUGGUAGUCACAAUGCAAAGCUGUUGGGCCUUCGAGAAGGUGCUUUGGUUCCAUACGCAGAGUCUGAAGAGUACGAGAGGUUUGCGAAUGCUGAAGCUGGAAAGCCAACCGGUGUGAAGUCAAACGAGUCGUAUAUCAAGAACUGGGAUGACUUGUACGAUUCCUUGAGAAAGCUCAUCAACGACAGCCCAAAGUAUGAGAUUGAGAUAUCCCAACUCAAGCUUCAGUGUCGAGCCAAACUACGGAAGGAGCUCAGUGAGACUGUUUUUGGCCACUUCUCUCUGUCUCGAUUGCUGGAAGAUCCCAGGAUCAGUGAGUACAUUGAGAGGAGUGGCGAUCCCAUCACGAGGCCGUGCAUCACUAUGCGCAGAUCGGCCAAAUGGGGCGAUGAAGGCAAAGGAAAAUCCAGUGGCAGCGAGAUGGACGAUCCCUGGGCAGAUCCAGCCAAGGACCCUUGGGCUUCCAAAGGAAAGGGGAAAGAGACUUCCAAGGGAAAAAUACUGGUAAAAGGAACUCCCCAAAAAGGAUUGGGAAAAGGUUCGAAGGCGGCCGAAACUCCUGCAAAAGCCAAAGCUGCUGCAAAGGGAGCUGCUAAGCCAGCCGUCAAGCCAGCCACCAAGCCAGCAGCAAAGGCAGUUGCAAAGCCAGGCAGGAGCAUCCACAGAAGGGCGAGAGCUGGCAGAGGCUCGGAAGAGCUGGUUGAGGCGGAGAUUCUGCUAGCAGACGACAAGAAAGCCACUCUCAAGGUGUCCUCCACGGAGGAACUGGCUGAUGCAGUGGAAAGGUUCUGCAAGGAGAAUGGCCUGGAAGAACAGCAGUCGAAACUGCUGUCCUGGUUGGAGAAACAGGUUGUGGAUCCGAAAGGAAGUUCGACCUUGAAAGUCGACAUCAAGACGAUUGCGUCCGGGAAUUGA
This is a messenger RNA of Cladocopium goreaui, 1941 nucleotides long. The record is from the annotation of a GenBank genome assembly. NCBI's taxonomy places the organism in Eukaryota, Dinophyceae, Suessiales, Symbiodiniaceae.